Molecule: messenger RNA, 3676 nt
Organism: Fimicolochytrium jonesii
Lineage: Eukaryota; Fungi; Chytridiomycota; Chytridiomycetes; Spizellomycetales; Powellomycetaceae
Product: putative NEO1-P-type ATPase
Exons: 24
Coding region: 354-3602 (1082 amino acids)
Biological process (GO): retrograde vesicle-mediated transport, Golgi to endoplasmic reticulum; endocytosis; phospholipid translocation
Cellular component (GO): plasma membrane; endosome; trans-Golgi network
Molecular function (GO): magnesium ion binding; ATPase-coupled intramembrane lipid carrier activity; ATP hydrolysis activity
Source: RefSeq, a predicted model, not a curated record
CAUUCCUCGCCGGUCGUGUUCAGGAAACUCGCUGAGCUCCUUCAGCAUUGGGUGGGAAACGGCACCAGAUCAACUUAUUGAAGUUGAGAGUACAACAGGACUCCAAGCUCGAAACAGGUCUCUCAGAGACAGCGGACGUACUGAAUAUCGGACUCCGGAGACUUGCUGCAGAGAAAACCAGUUGCCCUGCUUUGCCUUCGUGGUAUUAUUAUUAGGGGGAGGUCGCUUCAAGUAAGCGAAUGGCUGGUCGACGAAGCCUUCUUAGGACAAAAUAAGAGAGAGAAGAGCAGUGGAAUCGGAAGGGCACCUCUGCGGGGCUCAGAAAGGUCCAGGCAACUCGCGCUCGGGUGCGAAUGUACGCUAGAACUCGGCGAACAUCAAGGCCUGCGAUGGACAUUCGCUUGCAAACCCUUCGUGAGGCGAAGAGAAUGAGUCCGAAACAAAAGAAUUUCCUGAGCGAAGAUGCGGAGGAGGCACCACUCAUUGAGCGUGAGCUGCUAGGCUCGGCCGGAUCGUCAUCCAUCGAUUUGCUUCCAAGUCACAGCCAGGACAUCAAGCAUUACCCACCACCUAAAGGACGCUCCUACAUCAAAAGGCUCUUCCUUGGAAGUGGACCAUCCAAUGUACCGCGCACUAUACCAUUGAACACCACACAAGCAAGUGUCGCAUAUAACCCCAAUGUGGUGCGCAAUCAAAAGUACAAUGUUGCUUCCUUCCUGCCAUUGGUGCUCUAUGAGCAGUUCAAGUUCUUCUUCAACCUCUACUUCCUGCUGGUCGCGCUAUCCCAAUUCGUACCUGCACUCAAAAUAGGCUACUUGUUCACGUACUUUGGACCGCUUUCCUUCGUGCUGCUGGUCACCAUUGGAAAGGAAGGGAAUGACGAUUGGAAGCGAUAUCAACGAGAUGAGGAGGCGAAUUCGCAACUGUAUCAGAGAUUGACGGACUCGGGCUUUGUGGAAGUCCCUAGUUCGGACCUGAAAGUGGGAGACUUCGUGUUAAUUGAGAAGAACCAAAGAGUACCCGCGGAUUGCGUUCUGUUGCGAACCACGGAAUCCAGUGGGGCAUGCUUUAUCCGCACUGACCAGCUGGAUGGAGAAACAGACUGGAAAUUAAGAGUUGCUGUGCCGUACACGCAGAACUUGGGGAACGACCAAGCGCUCUUACGGUUACGCGGAAGCGUGUACGCCGAGAAACCACAUAAAGACAUCCACAUGUUUGUCGGAAACAUGAACAUUGAGACAACUACGGAAGGUGACCAUGUAGAGGCUCUGAAUGCCGAGAACACCCUCUGGGCCAAUACAGUUGUUGCGUCCGGAAAUGCUCUCGGCAUCAUCGUGUAUACGGGCAUCGACACACGCGCCGUUAUGAACACUAGCUUCCCCAGUACCAAGGUUGGCCAACUGGACAACGAGAUCAACAGACUUUCAAAGAUUCUGGCGGUCGUGACCUUGAUUUUGUCCAUCGCCAUGGUAGGCCUCAACGGCUUCAGAGGCAUAUGGUACAUCUACAUGUUUAGAUUCUUGAUCCUGUUCUCGUCCAUCAUUCCGAUCAGUUUACGAGUGAACCUUGACAUGGGAAAGACUGUAUAUUCCAUGCAAAUAAUGCGAGAUCGGAGAAUACCAGAUACGGUCGUCCGAACGAGCACUAUCCCGGAGGAGCUUGGACGAAUAGGAUAUCUGCUGACUGAUAAAACUGGCACAUUAACUCAAAAUGACAUGGAACUGAAGAGGCUACACAUGGGGACCAUGUCCUAUGGGGGCGAAUCGAUGCAAGAUGUACGAGAACACUUGGUUUCGGCAUUCAGUACUCGGCAAGAGGGGGCUGCGUUCCGUUACAAGCGUGCUCGUGACAUCGCUUCUCGCGUUCGAGACAUUGUACAGGCCCUCGCUCUAUGCCAUAACGUGACGCCGGUCAUAGCGGCGGAUGGGGAGAUAACGUACCAAGCAUCCUCCCCAGACGAGGUCGCCAUUGUGAAAUGGACGGAAUCCGUGGGCGUCACGCUGUACUUCCGUGACCGCCAGAACGUCCGGAUUCGUACUCCCGAGGGCCCCAUGCUUGACUAUCAGAUCCUGGACGUGUUCCCAUUCACGUCCGAGACGAAGCGGAUGGGCAUAAUUGUGAAAGACUCGACGACCGGAGAGAUUUUCUUUUACCAGAAAGGGGCAGACGCCAUCAUGAGCAAGAUUGUACAGUACAACGAUUGGUUGGAUGAGGAGUGCGGGAAUAUGGCAAGAGAGGGCUUACGGACGCUUGUUAUUGGGAGGAAACGGCUAUCGGAAGACGCUCUCCAGGAGUUCAAUCGGCGAUACGCCGAGGCAAAGAUCAGCGUGCAUGAUAGGAACGCGGCAAUGCAGCGGGUCGUAUCCGAAGUUUUGGAGUGUGAUUUGGAACUACUGGGGCUCACUGGUGUCGAGGACAAGCUUCAGGAUGACGUGAAAACGACGCUUGAGCUCCUUCGGAAUGCAGGCAUCAGAAUCUGGAUGCUCACGGGAGACAAGAUUGAGACUGCCACGUGUAUCGCUGUAUCGACUAAACUUGUGUCGCGGAAUCAAACAAUACAUCAAAUAUCGAAAGUCACAAACUCCAUGCAGGCCAUGGAAGAGCUCAGUAACAUACAAGGGAAGCUGGACUGUUGUCUGGUCAUCGACGGAGAAUCACUACAGACAUACCUCGACCGCUACUGCGCUGAAUUCAUAGAUGUCGCCAUCCGGUUACCCGCCGUUGUCUGCUGUCGUUGCUCGCCAACGCAGAAGGCGGAGAUCACGCAAUUGAUCAAGAAAUGUACGGGCCAGCGCACGUGUGCCAUUGGCGAUGGAGGCAACGAUGUCUCCAUGAUCCAAGCUGCCCACGUGGGUGUUGGGAUUGUUGGAAAAGAAGGCAAACAGGCAUCCUUGGCGGCCGAUUUUUCCGUUACUCAGUUCAGUCACCUCACAAGAUUGUUACUGUGGCAUGGCCGGAAUAGCUAUAAACGUUCCGCAAAACUGAGUCAAUUCGUCAUACAUCGUGGUCUCAUAAUAUCCAUUAUGCAAGCGGUUUUCUCUUCCAUAUUCUACUUCGCCCCUAUUGCCCUAUAUCAGGGAAUGCUGCUCGUUGGAUAUGCAACCGUUUUUACAAUGGCGCCUGUGUUCUCGCUCGUGCUUGACAAGGACGUCAGCGAGGAGACCGCCCUGUUAUAUCCUGAGUUGUAUAAAGAGCUCCGGAAGGGUCGUUCGCUUUCACUAAAAACGUUCUUCAUCUGGUUGACUAUCAGCGUCUACCAAGGUGGCGCUAUCCUGAUGCUCGCAACUUGGCUAUUCGAAGACGAGUUCGUCAACAUUGUUUCCAUCUCAUUCACUGCUCUCAUCUUCAACGAGCUUCUAAUGGUCGCUUUGGAGAUUAACACAUGGCAUCCAUACAUGAUCUAUUCCGAAAUCAUCACUGUUGCAUUGUACAUUUCGUCGAUGUGGGUUUUGAAAACCGACUUCGAUCUCACGUUCAUUUUGACUACGACAUUCGUCUGGAAAUCGGCGGUCAUAACCGCCUUGAGCAGCUUCCCCUUGUACAUCCUGAAAUUUGCGAAGUGGAAGUGGAACCCGCCAAGUUACACGAAGUUGGAGAGGUGAUGUAGAUUAAAUAGGAAGUCUAACGCCCCGCUCGCGGCCGCCUUUAUCGCUACAAUGUAAAGACCAUCGUGAUA